Prorocentrum cordatum is the source of this 2968-nucleotide messenger RNA. The record is from the annotation of a GenBank genome assembly. Lineage: Eukaryota; Dinophyceae; Prorocentrales; Prorocentraceae.
GGAGGAAGGCGCAGCAGGAAGAAGGAGCGGGCGCACGAGCAGCAACGCGAGGAGGCAGGACGCGCGGGGAGGCAGGCCACAGGCGCUUGCGCCGAACGCGAUGCCACCUGCCGCGGCGGGCUGCCGGCCGCGCGGCCCCCAUGCCUUGCCGCCCGCGCGCCCAGGCCGCGGCGCAGCCCGGCGCUGCGGGCGCCGCCGACGAGGAGCUGCCCCUGCUGGCGCAGUCGCGCGAGGAGGGUGUCCUGCCCAGCGCGGUGGCGGCCGCGCCGCGCCCCGCGGGCGGGCGCGCCGGGCCGUCAGCGGCCAGGGCGCUGCUCGUGGCGGGCGCGGUGGUCGCGGCCUCGCUGGCCGGCUGGGGGACCCGCGGCCGCGACCCCUUCCUGCGCCCGGGCCUCGGCCUCGACCGGUCCUCCGGGCUCGCGGCCAGCGCCGUGCGGCCCUCGGCGGCGGGCACGCAGGGGGGGUCCGGCGGCGCCUUGCCCGAGGGCGCGGCGCGCGCGGCGGGUUGGGAGCCAAGGCGCGCGGGUGAGCAGGGCGUCCAGCCUGCGAGGCUGAUCGAUCUGAGUGCCUCUCCUGAGAUAUUGAGUUUGGUCGGCAGGGUAUCUGGCCUGCACGAUAGCCUCAACAAGCUCUUGCAGACGGUGGUUGCGAUGGAGCUCGUCUACGAGGACCUGGACGCCUCAAACAGCUUGGCCAGCGCAACUGUCAGCGAGGCCAGUGGCAGCGAGGCCAUCGCAACGGGAAGCAUGGUCAACGCUACAGACAACUUGGCCAACGCCAGUGGCAGCGAGGCCGACGCCGCAGACAGCGUGCCCAACGCCAGCUCGGCAAAUGCCAGGGGCAGCGAGGCCACCGCGAGCCCUGAGGCUGAUGCAACGGAUAGCGAUGCCAGUGGAAGCGAGUCCAGCGACACGGGCACCGAGACAAAUACCAUUGGCAGCGAGGCCACCGCCACGGUCAGCGUGGUCAGCUCUACACACAGCCUGGCCAAUGCCGCGGACGGUGAGGCCAACGCCACUGGCAGCGAGGCCAGUGGUGGUCAGGUCAGCAGCGUGAACAGCAAGGCCAGUAGCAGCGAGGCCGAUGCCGCAGGCAACAUGCGCAACUCCACGCCCGGCCCGUCACCCAGCCCGACGCCCAGCCCCACGCCUAGCCCGACGCCCAGCCCCACGCCUAGCCCGACGCCUCGCCCGUCGUCCAGCCCGACGCCCAGCCCGACAGCCAGCCCGACGCUCAGCCCGACGCCGAGUCCCACGCCCAGCCCGACGCCCAGCCCCGCCAAUGCCACUGGCAGCGAGGCCAACGCGAGCCCUGAGGCCGACGCCACGGGUAGCGAUGCCAGUGGAAGCGAGUCCAGCGACACGGACACCAAGACAAACAUCAUUGGCAGCGAGGCCAACGCCACGGUCAGCGUGGUCAGUUCCACAGACAGCUUGGCCAACGCCGCUGGCGGUGAGGUCAGUGGAAGCGAGGCCAGCAGCAUGGGCAGCAAGGUGAGGACCAUGUGGCAGCGAGGCCACUGGCAGCGAGGCCAGUGGCAGCCAGGCCAGUGGCAGACGGACAGCGAGGCCAGUGGCAGCGAGGCCAACGCCACGGGUAGCGAGGUCAAGGCCGCAGGCGCCGAGCUCAGCGGCACGGGCAUCGUCGUUAACGAUACUGGCAGCGCUGUCAAUGUCAUUGGCGGGACCGAAUGGCGAUGGCAGUGGCGCAAUCUAAUAUCUGGUGGUGCUGACAAUGGCACAGGCAACGCUGCAAGCCGCAUGGGCAAUUUGGCCAAUGCCAUUGGCGGAGUGGCCCAACUUAGUGGCGGUGCGGCUAAAGCCACUGGCUCCAGCCAGUGACUCGGUCUUGACGCAGUCAGCGCGAGCAGUAAGGCGAACUGUCCUGGUCGAACCCCCUGACACGCCAGUCUAGCGCCGCCGGUUCCAGGUUCUUUGUUGUCCCCAGUGCAUCGAAUUCACUUGCACUUGCAGGUAAUGUGGGCUGGUGAUCUGGAAGCUCCCAGUCGAGCCCAGCAGCUCUUUGGGGCGGUGUCUGGGGCGUCCUGGGUUCACAAUUGCCUUGUCGCCCUCGUCUAAUCAUCACACACGCGCUCGGCAUGUCAAAUAUAGCCCCUGGCUGGUGGCCACCUCGCCGAGUCGAUCGAUUCAUUAUGCCUGGCCAGGAGCACGCGCCAGGGCCUGGCCUGGCAUUGUACUCAGCAUGGGCCUCGACUGGACUGGUGCCGGUGACCUGGCGCCUGUCGAGGCGGCGUGGUCGCAGAGUCCGCCUCAGAAGAAGUAGCAGUAGCAGCUACAGCUCAGUUAUGCAGCAGGCAGUUUGUUGACUAAGGCAUCACUGACCCCGUCAAACAUUCGUCAUGCUGUCUGUAUCACUUGGCGCUGGCACAAGUCAAGCGUCUUAUCGAGACACAUUUGUAUAUUGGGUCAGCGUUGAAUGUUCAAGGUGAGGUCGUGUGCCAGUAUCCAUCGAUCGUCGAAAGUAGGCACUCCUUGGAUUCCCAUAUCCCGAAAUAAUUUGGGCGUGUUCCUACUUCAAAUGUCGAAUCGUGUUCCCUUUUCCUCUCCUCUCAGGGGGCGGGUGGAGAUCCAGUAUGCUUCCACCAGCUGUCUACUUCAUGUUUCCACCCACUUCUUCCGAGCGAUGGGUACGGAGGGCAGUCACCUGUCACCCUUCUGUUCACAGUCACAAUUGUGUUCAGGCUUGAAACCCAACGGCGUCGACCCACGAUCCACGACAGGACACCGGGGCAGCAGCAGCGAAGGCCGUUGAAGACGCGCAAAAAAACAUCCGUUGUAAAUAGCUGUCCAGUUGGUGCACUCUCCUGCGUUUUCCUGUGUCGCUCAAGCCCGGCAUUCGUCGAGUCCUGGGCGCUUGAUCCAGGAACGAGACUGAUCCUCCUCGGCAAACGACUUGUCCCCUGUGAUUGGAGCCUUACUUGCUGUCAUGUUACCAUCUUGUUUUUUCC